Messenger RNA from Oryctolagus cuniculus (rabbit), 3836 nucleotides. It is a transcript of the gene KCNJ3, whose product is annotated as potassium inwardly rectifying channel subfamily J member 3. Gene Ontology annotation, molecular function: G-protein activated inward rectifier potassium channel activity. The record is from RefSeq and is a predicted model, not a curated record. Gene Ontology annotation, cellular component: plasma membrane. NCBI's taxonomy places the organism in Eukaryota, Metazoa, Chordata, Mammalia, Lagomorpha, Leporidae. Gene Ontology annotation, biological process: potassium ion import across plasma membrane; regulation of monoatomic ion transmembrane transport.
GGUGCGGAGGUUGGGGGACCUGCAUUGGCGUCCAUCGCGGUACACCAGAAAAAGUGGGGAGGAGGAAAACAGCCCGGAGCACAGAGUGCGAGGCCAGGCUGCCGCUGCCGCCCGCUGCGCCGCCUCCAGCCCUCUCCGCCUGGCGCUCGGCUCCUGCACCUUCGCUUCGCGUUUGAAUCUGGCUCGCCCCUCCGUAUUAUGUCUGCACUCCGAAGGAAAUUUGGGGACGAUUACCAGGUAGUGACCACCUCGUCCAGCGGCUCGGGCUUGCAGCCCCAGGGGCCGGGCCAGGGCCCGCAGCAGCAGCUUGUGCCCAAGAAGAAGCGGCAGCGGUUCGUGGACAAGAACGGCCGGUGCAAUGUCCAGCACGGCAACCUGGGCAGCGAGACGAGCCGCUACCUCUCGGACCUCUUCACCACCCUGGUGGACCUCAAGUGGCGCUGGAACCUCUUCAUCUUCAUCCUCACCUACACCGUGGCCUGGCUCUUCAUGGCGUCCAUGUGGUGGGUGAUCGCCUACACCCGGGGCGACCUGAACAAAGCCCACGUCGGCAACUACACGCCCUGCGUGGCCAACGUCUAUAACUUCCCCUCCGCUUUUCUCUUCUUCAUCGAGACCGAGGCCACCAUCGGCUAUGGCUACCGAUACAUCACCGACAAGUGCCCCGAGGGCAUCAUCCUCUUCCUCUUCCAGUCCAUCCUCGGCUCCAUCGUGGACGCCUUCCUCAUCGGCUGCAUGUUCAUCAAGAUGUCCCAGCCCAAGAAGCGCGCCGAGACCCUCAUGUUUAGCGAGCACGCGGUGAUCUCCAUGAGGGACGGAAAACUCACGCUCAUGUUCCGGGUGGGCAACCUGCGCAACAGCCACAUGGUCUCGGCGCAGAUCCGCUGCAAGCUGCUCAAAUCUCGGCAGACACCUGAGGGUGAGUUCCUUCCCCUUGACCAACUUGAACUGGACGUAGGCUUUAGUACAGGGGCAGAUCAACUUUUUCUUGUGUCCCCACUCACAAUUUGCCACGUGAUUGAUGCCAAAAGCCCCUUUUAUGACUUAUCUCAGCGAAGCAUGCAAACUGAACAGUUUGAAAUUGUCGUCAUCCUAGAAGGCAUUGUGGAAACAACUGGAAUGACUUGUCAAGCUCGAACAUCAUACACCGAAGAUGAAGUUCUCUGGGGUCAUCGUUUUUUUCCUGUGAUUUCUUUGGAAGAGGGAUUCUUUAAAGUUGACUACUCCCAGUUCCAUGCAACAUUUGAAGUCCCCACACCACCAUACAGUGUGAAAGAACAGGAGGAAAUGCUUCUCAUGUCGUCACCUUUAAUAGCACCAGCCAUAACCAACAGCAAAGAAAGACAUAAUUCUGUGGACUGCUUAGAUGGAUUAGAUGACAUUACUACAAAACUUCCAUCUAAGCUACAGAAAAUUACCGGAAGAGAAGACUUUCCCAAAAAACUCUUGAGGAUGAGUUCUACAACUUCAGAAAAAGCUUACAGCUUGGGAGAUUUGCCUAUGAAACUUCAACGAAUAAGUUCAGUUCCUGGCAACUCAGAAGAGAAACUGGUAUCUAAAACCACCAAGAUUUUAUCUGAUCCUAUGAGCCAGUCUGUGGCUGAUUUGCCACCAAAGCUUCAAAAGAUGGCUGGAGGAACCGCUAGAAUGGAAGGGAAUCUUCCAGCCAAAUUAAGAAAAAUGAACUCUGAUCGCUUCACAUAACAAUACACAUACUUAGGCAUUAUUUAAUAUUUGAUUUAGUUGUAGUCCAAUAUUUGGCUGAUGAGGUUAUUCCUCCCUAAGGAACCUGAAAAUUAUACCACCCCCCAGUCCUGUAACCAUAUUUGAGAACCCCUCCUUUCCAAGUAUUGCUACUGUACAGAAAGCAGAAGUUAUGAAAGGGGUACAUCAAAAGAGAGUCAUUAAUGGGCAUGUAUUAUCACAUCAAGCAUGCAAUAAUGUGCAAAUUUUGCAUUUAGUUUUAUGGCAUGAUUUAUAUAUGGCAUAUUUAUAUUGUAUAUUCUGGAAAAUAUAUAUAUAUAUUUAAAGGGGAGAUACUCUCCCCAACAUUUCUAACAUAUGUAUUAAGUCAAACAUGAGUGGGUAGUUUUCAGGGCGAUAAAAUUACACACACACACACACACACACACAUAUAUAUAUAUGUAUAUAUAAAUGUAUACACACAUAUACAUAUAUAUAUAUAUAUACACAGACAUACACAUUCAGACAUACAUAUAUAUCAGAUAAAAUUGUGAUGUUUUGUUCACAGUUGUAGUUCUUGUGCAUGUUUACUUUAUUAUACUAGGAAGGCUACUGACAUUAAUUAUUAAUACCAAAUACUUUAGCCUUAAAUUAUUUGUCAUUUUAAAAUCUGAUUUAGUGUUUUCUGCUGUUUAAGGUCCUGGAAGGUUUUGAAUUGUACUUUAUACAUGAGAAAGUCACGCAAGUUUAUGCUAUUUAUGGCCCUGCAAAAACAUAACCAUUACAUGUUUAACUUGUAAAUUUUAGAGCAUACCAGUACAUGGUAUAUCACUGAAAAAUUCUUAUGAUUUUUAAAAGUUACUAGGGCUGGGGGAAAUAAAUGUUAAUUAAUUGGAGAACUGUUCCUUUCCUGGUCUAAUUAAAAAUCAUAUACAAAUAUGAGUCUUGAACAAAUGCUGAAUCGUUGUACCAGUCAGUAGCCAAGUUACAUUGGAUAUAUCAGAAUCUGUGUGAAAUAACGUAAUUAAUGGUCCCCAUUUCAAAUGAAGUCAAUAGGAAAUACUUCCAUUCCUUUUCUGGAACUUUUGUCCAUUUUAGAAACCAGUGCUCUAUCUUUAAGGAGACACAACAAUGCAAUGAAACAGAUGGUAUUUAUGCCUAAAAGAUGUAUGUCUAAUUGAGUCUCUUUUAUGCUGUUCUCUUGUUUAUGGACUUUGUUGUAACAAAAUAGGCUUUUUUCCUCACCUGGGGAAGCUAUCCCAUGCCUGUCACUCAGAGCUCAAGAGGAAAGUUUUGUAUAGACCAGAGAGAAAUUCAAAUUAGGUAAACUGCAAUUAUCUUACACACAAAUUUAUUAUUUAUUUAUUUAUUUAUUUGUGAACACUGAUUGUAUGGGUACUUGGGGUCCUUGGACUCUCCAAAUAAUUUUAGCAGUACUGUUUUUCUAACCCCUACAUCUAAUAUUUAUGACUCACUUGUGAGAAUCAAAACUAUUGAUCAGUAGAACACCUCCAAAGUAAAGAUUUAGAAUGCAAAGAUUUUUAUGAAUAUUUAGAAGUGCUUUUUAUCAGAAAACCAUAGGUUUCCUAUAAAAUUUCUUUGGGCAUUGCAACCUCUGUCUGCCUAAAAUUAAUCCUCUUCUCAUUAAUAUGUAAAUUGUUAAUGGCUGAUUUGGGCUCCCUCCAUUUCCUAGUUUGUAGUAAUCCUCUAAUGAUUUUAUUAUUGGCAAAUGAUUACAUCAACAGUUCUAUCAUUGACUAUAAUACCUUCUGGCUACCUCUGUAUCAACCAAAUUCCGUAGGUGCAAAACAUAUACCAGGGAAUUGUUACUGGCAAAAUGAUCAACCUUGAGCCUCUGUCCACUGUGAAUAGAGUGGUUGCCCCACCCCUUGAUCACUAAACUUUCUUAUUUGCUGGAUGUAGGAAAAGAAAUAGUAACAAAGAGAGAAGGGGGUCCAGAGGGCAUGACAUAUAUAGCAGCAGUGGAAGGAACUGCAUGGAUCAUUUAGUCCAACUACUUAAAAACUAAAUAGAGCCAUAACUUACUUUGGAGAGUUGUUUUAAUUUGUCUUUGGUACCAAGGAGAAAAUGGAACCAAAAACAAACUCUCUGAAUGUAUUCAUUCAUUCAAUAAAAUUUUUGCAUGCCUUCAA